Molecule: messenger RNA, 1005 nt
Organism: Aspergillus affinis
Lineage: Eukaryota; Fungi; Ascomycota; Eurotiomycetes; Eurotiales; Aspergillaceae
Product: putative mitochondrial export translocase Oxa2
Exons: 1
Coding region: 1-1005 (334 amino acids)
Biological process (GO): protein insertion into mitochondrial inner membrane from matrix; mitochondrial respiratory chain complex IV assembly
Cellular component (GO): mitochondrial inner membrane
Molecular function (GO): membrane insertase activity
Source: RefSeq, a predicted model, not a curated record
AUGAGAUCGUUUCAUAGCUCACUCCGCACAGCGCGGAGGACUGCUUUCCAGCAACAAGUCCGCCAAUUUCAUCCUACCGGGUCGAGACCUUUUAUCGCCGAGGCUCUAAGCGUCUCGUCUGGCUUCAUCUAUGCUAUCCAUUCAGUCACCGGUCUCCCAUGGGCAGUAUCCCUCCCAUUGACGGCAUUGGUGGUGCGAACGACUGUCGCCAUGCCGUUGCAAAUCUACACCAAGAUACAAGCCCGGAGAGAGCGUGACAUGAUCCCCCUUCUCCACUCGUGGCGCCAGUACUACCAGAAGGACUUGAGAAAGCGCAAAUCAUCAUCCGAUCAGCUCGCACUCCCUGGAGACGCUAGGGUGCAAGUGCUAAAGGCCAUGGCGACGAAACAGCGCGCCUUGCACAAGCGCUGGAAUGUCGCUCGGUUCUGGAAGCCCUUGAACUUCCUGCAGAUCCCAAUCUGGCUCUCCAUCAUGGAAAGCAUUCGAGCCAUGUCCGGGAGUACGACCGGGUUGGUCCCCUACCUUCUCUCCUUCCUAGAGUCGUCGUCCUCCGCCGAGGCCAGUGCCGCUCUGCAACGGGCCGUAGAGCCCUCUCUAGCUACCGAGGGCGCGCUGUGGUUUCCGGACUUGAUGGCGGGUGACUCGACGGGCAUUCUGCCGGCCGUGAUGACCUUCUCGAUCCUUCUCAACAUCCGGAGCGGCUGGAAGGCUCCGGCCCUUUCCGAAUUGUCGGACCUGCCGCGGCUGGAACUGGCGAAGAAGCUGUCGGUGAAAGGGCUUAGGGUGUUUAUUCAGGUCCUCGCGCUGAACGUCGGUCUAUCGUCCUACUAUCAUCAAUUUCCUGCGGCGCUUAUGCUCUAUUGGAUCACUAGUACGAACACUGCCACGUUGCAAACCUAUCUUCUGGAUAAGUACAUGAUUUUCAACCAGCCCCUGAAACCUUGGAGACAAAUGCAUAUCGCGUACACAUUGCCGGGUGAACAAGGGUCUGAGAAGACGAAAUAA